Telopea speciosissima is the source of this 2279-nucleotide messenger RNA. Its product is annotated as ankyrin repeat-containing protein At5g02620-like. The record is from RefSeq and is a predicted model, not a curated record. Gene Ontology annotation, molecular function: protein phosphatase regulator activity; protein phosphatase 1 binding. The transcript has 4 exons. The coding region runs from base 275 to 1936 and encodes 553 amino acids. Gene Ontology annotation, cellular component: plasma membrane. NCBI's taxonomy places the organism in Eukaryota, Viridiplantae, Streptophyta, Magnoliopsida, Proteales, Proteaceae.
UUUUGGGUCAGUAUUAGUAGACUGGGUUUCUUAUAUAUGAUUUUGUGAAUGAAAUUGUUGGUUUUUGGGGUCUUUUCAAUAGGUGGAUGAUCUAAUUUUUCAGUUGGCAGCUCCAAAGAAACAGGGGUUUGAUAUUUUGAUGUGAUGAUUUUUGGGUUUGGUUGAAAACACAAAUUUCUCGGAGUAUUGAAACCCAAGUUCUCUGGAUUAAGAUCAUCAGCAGAGCAAGAAAGGAGAAUUCGUAACUGAGUCUUCUGAGUGACUGUGGGUAGCCAUGGAGAAACAGAAGAGCUUCCGUGGGGCCAUGGAGAAGCAGAAGAGCUUACGGAUAUCAAUGGAGAAGCAGCAAAGCUUUCGUGACAGGAGGAAGAGCAGAGAAUCUCCAGGAAAAAGGGGCGACUCGGAGUUCCAUCUGGCUGCUCGAACUGGGAACUUACAUAUGGUCAAGGAAAUUCUUCAGGAGUGUAAAAAUAGCAGCUUGGAUGAUUUGCUAUCAAGGCAAAAUCUGGAUGGGGAGACAGCCUUGUAUACCUCAUCCGAGAACGGCCAUGUCCUAGUUGUUAAGGAACUAUUGAAGCAUUUAGACCUUGAAACGGCUUCUCUCCCAGCCAAGAAUGGUUAUGAUGCAUUCCAUGUUGCAGCCAAGCAGGGUCAUAUUGAGGUGUUGAAGGAGCUUUUGAAUGCAUUCCCCCCCUUGGCCAUGACCACUGAUUCAUCCAACAGUACAGCUUUACACACAGCUGCUACUCAAGGCCAUAUUGAUGUUGUCAAUCUCCUUUUGGAGACUGAUUCAAAUCUUGCUAAGAUAGCCCGAAACAAUGGUAAAACAGCCCUCCACUCUGCGGCUAGGAUGGGACAUUUGGAAGUUGUGAAAUCCCUAAUAUGCAAGGAUCCAAGUACUGGUUUUAGGAUUGAUAAGAAGGCCCAAACUGCAUUGCACAUGGCAGUGAAGGGAACUAAGGUAGACAUUGUGCUCGAAUUGCUUAAACCUGAUCCUUCAGUCAUUAUGUUGGAAGAUAACAAGGGGAACACAGCAUUGCAUAUUGCAACAAGGAAGGGCCGCAUUCAGAUAAUAUGCUGUUUAUUAUCAGUUGAGGGUAUCAAUGUCAGUGGAAUCAACAAGGCUGGAGAAAGCCCCCUAGAUAUUGCAGAGAAAUGUGACAAUAUGGACAUUGCCUCAGUUCUAAAAGAAGCAGGGGCUAUCAGAGCAAAGGACCAUGUAAACCCUCCAAAUCCAGCAAAACAAUUGAAGCAGACUGUUAGUGACAUAAAACACGAUGUACAUUCCCAACUCCAACAGACCCGUCAGACUAGGGCUCAGGUUCAGAAGAUUCAAAAAAAUCUGAAGAAGAUUCACUCAAGCGGCCUUAAUAAUGCAAUAAACUCUGCUACUGUUGUUGCCAUUCUAAUUGCAACGGUUGCUUUUGCAGCCAUCUUCAAUAUUCCUGGACAGUAUCUUCAGACGGAGGAAAGUGGCCUCUCUCUUGGGCAAGCAAAUAUUGCAAAUAAGGCAGCAUUCCUUAUCUUCUUUGUUUGUGAUGCCAUGGCCUUGUUCAUCUCCUUGGCUGUUGUUGUGGUCCAGACUUCUGUAGUUGUAAUUGAGCAGAAAGCAAAGCAGCAGCUCAUGUUUGUGAUUAACAAGAUCAUGUGGCUGGCUUGCCUCUUCAUAUCAGCAGCCUUCAUUUCUCUCUCAUUUAUCGUUGUGGGUCAGCAUGCACAGUGGCUCGCUGUGUACACCACAUUGGUUGGUGGUGUGAUAAUGCUGACUACUGUUGGUUCCAUGUGCUACUGUGUUGUCAUUAACAGGAUUGAGGAAUCAAACAUGAGGAAUAUAAGGAGAGCAUCAGGAAGCAGGUCACGCUCAUUAUCUAUGUCUGCUAUGGUUUCUGAGUCUGAGCUGCUGAACAACGAGCAUAAAAGGAUGUAUGCAGUUUAGUAGCGGGGUUGUUUGGAGGUACGUGUCUUUCCUUAUGAGGAUCAUUUUAGCUCCUAUGGUUCAAAAUUGUUGCUGCUUCAGCUCUAGAAAUUAUGGUUCAGCCAGUUAACUUGACCAAAUACGUGAAGAACAUUUCACGUGUACUCACUGCUUCUGCAGCUCCAGGAAAUUACAAUGAGUGUUGUAUGCUCUUCUUGCUUAUGCAUUGUAAAAUUACAAGAAUUGGGACAACAGUUGUGUUCCCAUUCAUUUCCCUGCUCAUUUUCUACUUUACUAGUAUAAAAGAAGCCAGCUCCAAGUCAGAAGCACUUGAUCAACUGCACUAAGUUUCAGUGACAUAACU